CUAAACUUGUUUUAUAGUGAAAGUUAAAUUGUAUUGCAAAUGGAGGCAAAAUUGAUUAAUAUUUGUUAUGGCAGCUGAGAAUUGUAAUUCAUUUAUAAGAUUUGCCCUAGAUCUCAUAAGGGCUGAAGAUUACUAUGCAUCAACUUCGCCAAAGAUAGAAUAGAAGAAACCUAAAUUAAGAUUAUUUGAUAUUGAUGAAAGCCCAAAAAGAUAUACGACUAUCAAACCCUUUCCAAUCUAAUAAAAAAUCACAAAGAUGAAAUAAAUUGAAAAGCCUAUUCAAAAUACUGUGACAAAAUGUAAAUGUAUGAAAUCUAAAUGUCAAAAAUCUUAUUGUGAAUGUUUUGCUGCAGGAAAAGCUUGCAAUAUUGAUUGUAAUUGUUAAGGAUGUAAUAAUUCAAGUUGUUCUUAAUCAACAAAAAAACUAUAGACUGGAGGAUGUAAUUGUAAAAAAACAGGUUGUAUGAAAAAGUAUUGUGAAUGUUAUUUGAAAAAAUAAAGAUGUACAUUCUUGUGUAAUUGUAUUGAUUGUUGUAAUCAAGAAGAUUCAGAAUCAGAAAAAGAAAAUGAAUAAUUAUAAUAACAUAGCAUCGAUUGUGGAUAAACAACUACUAAUUAAAUAACAUAACAAUGAAUAAAUUUUUAUAAAAUAAU
Molecule: messenger RNA, 654 nt
Organism: Paramecium sonneborni
Lineage: Eukaryota; Ciliophora; Oligohymenophorea; Peniculida; Parameciidae
Source: the annotation of a GenBank genome assembly